This is a messenger RNA of Scophthalmus maximus (turbot), 1857 nucleotides long. RefSeq names its product G protein pathway suppressor 2 (gene gps2). Gene Ontology annotation, molecular function: transcription coregulator activity. The transcript is spliced from 11 exons. Gene Ontology annotation, cellular component: transcription regulator complex. The coding region runs from base 193 to 1191 and encodes 332 amino acids. NCBI's taxonomy places the organism in Eukaryota, Metazoa, Chordata, Actinopteri, Pleuronectiformes, Scophthalmidae. The record is from RefSeq and is a predicted model, not a curated record. Gene Ontology annotation, biological process: regulation of transcription by RNA polymerase II.
CGGAAGCGCAACCUUCUCAUCCGGUCUGAAACCCGCUUCGUCUGUUUACGUUCUGUCGAGGAGUUUUGAUUCUACGUUGUUUAACUGCCCCGUACACAGACAAGUGACUUCAGAUUGAAAACUGCACGACGGGCAGGUUCUGUACAAACGAGCCACAAAGCGACAAAACUGGCCCCUCCACUGCCUGUCACCAUGCCCGCCCUGUUGGAGAGACCCAAACUGUCCAACGCGAUGGCCAGAGCCCUCCACAAACACAUCAUGAGGGAGAGGGAGCGCAAGAGACAAGAGGAGGAAGAGGUGGACAAAAUGAUGGAGCAGAAGAUGAAGGAGGAAGAGGAAAGGAAGAGGACGAAAGAAAUAGAGGAGAGGAUGUCCCUGGAGGAGACCAAAGAACAGGUGAUGAAGAUGGGCGAGAAACUUCAGGGACUCCAAGAAGAGAAACACCAGCUCUUCUUGCAGCUGAAGAAAGUUCUCCAUGAAGAGGAAAAGAGACGCAGAAAGGAGCAGAGUGAUAUCACAACACUGACGUCAGCCAGCUACCAAGCCAGUCUGCCCAUGCAUGCAGGGCAGCACCUCCUCAGCAUUCAAGGCGGUUCGGUCAGCCACAGUCGGCCUGGUGCGCUCCUUGGAGAACGAAGCAAACAGCUGUUCCCAGCUUCUGUGAUUCCAACACGUCACUAUCAGACGCCCGGCUUCAGCUCGGGCUCAGCAGAGCACGGGCAGUUCAGUGGGGGCCAGGGGGUCCACGAGUCCUACGGGGUGGCUCAGUCCCAACAUCCGUCCACCUACGCCCCCGGACCAUCUGUACCUGUCAGUUUCGCGAGCAGCUCUCAGAUCAGAGGUGCGUCUGCGUUUCAGGCCAUGCAGUAUCUUCCCCACCAACAGACCGGCUACCCUGUCCACAGUCACUUCACCUCUCAGCCUGGAUACAUCCCUGGAGCAGGAAUACCACUUCAGAAGCAGCUGGAACACGCCAACCAACAGUCAGGCUUCACUGACGCCGGCGCUUUGAGGCCAAUGCAUCCUCCAACCAUGCACCCCUCUGCCUCCGGACUGCUGCCCACACCGUCAAUGUCGGUCCAGAUGCCCACUGCGAAGGCGGCAUUCCAGAGCUCUCCCCAGCCUGCCCCUCGCCACGGCUUCCUACCCCACAGCCAGAGCGGCCAGAGGUUCUACCACCACGGCAAGUAACUCGCAGCCACGGUCGCCUGCAGAGCCGCCGCCGCCAAGUAAUGAAUCGGCCCCUUUUCAACUGAAGUCACCAGGUUGGAUUUUGCCAUAAGAUUUGUUUUAUUUCAUGUAUAGUAACUGCUUUUAAGUUGUUGUUGUUUUUUUUUAACUUUGUUAAUGAUUGAGGAGCAGCCCUCAUGUUUUUGACAUAACUUCAAAUCAUGUUAAUUUGUAAAAUAGUUUAUUAUUUGACCUACUGUACACUGUAAUGCCUUUGUGGAGGUGCUUAUAUGCCCUGAAAUGUUAAUAUCUUGUAUUAAACCAGACUGCAUGGACCAGAGCUUAAUCACUGAAUACUAACAUCUCAGUAAUUACACCACUGUUCAGAGCUCAGUGUCUCUGCUCACAAGUAGCAAAAACCAGAAUAGAAUAAACAUUUUCAGCAACAUUUAGUGGUUCAAUUUGGAGUUGGUGGAUUAAAUCGACAUAUUACUGCUGAGCUCACACAAACACUACUGUAAGAGAGAAACACGUUGGUUCGACUGAUACCUCUGGUUGAUCACAUUAGGUUUAAAAUUGGUCUUGACACAGGUACAAUAUGGAGGAUUUCCCGUGUUUUUGCGCUGUCCUCUGUUUGAAAGCCUUUUAUGUUAUUGAAUAAAGAUGAUAAGCAAACGCCACGUCCAA